This is a messenger RNA of Xyrauchen texanus (razorback sucker), 329 nucleotides long. RefSeq names its product small integral membrane protein 15 (gene smim15). The coding region runs from base 101 to 328 and encodes 75 amino acids. Lineage: Eukaryota; Metazoa; Chordata; Actinopteri; Cypriniformes; Catostomidae. The transcript has 2 exons. The record is from RefSeq and is a predicted model, not a curated record.
GUUUCUCUUCCGCUUGUAUUAUUAUUGUUUUAUGUUUCGGUCGACAGUUACCGACUAGAAACGUUUUAUCUGCAUCUGGUGCUGAAGACAGAGUCAGACUAUGAUGAUUGAUAUCAAAGCGUGGGCAGAAUACGUGGUAGAGUGGGCAGCCAAAGACCCGUAUGGCUUUCUCACCACAGUUAUCCUGGCUUUGACACCUCUAUUUAUCGCCAGUGCCCUUUUGUCCUGGAAACUCGCCAAGAUGAUAGAGGCCAAGGACCGUGAGCAGAAGAAAAAACAGAAGCGACAAGAGAACAUCGCAAAAGCGAAGAGAGCCAAGAAGGAUUAAG